This is a messenger RNA of Penicillium salamii, 1104 nucleotides long. The record is from the annotation of a GenBank genome assembly. Lineage: Eukaryota; Fungi; Ascomycota; Eurotiomycetes; Eurotiales; Aspergillaceae.
AUGCCUUUUCUCGGUCGUGAUAAAGGUCGCUCCAGGUCGCGCAGAUCCGACGAUGAGUUUGUUGUCUUUCUGCAAGGUAUUCCAUCGCAUUGUCGAUGGCAAGAGCUGAAGGACCUCGUGCGUCAAACUGCUCUGCAUAUCCGCCAGGCAGUCGUAUAUGACGAUAGUCAUGGAUUCCCCACUGGACUCGGCCAAAUUAUCAUCAAGAACGAAGAUGAGGCCUGGCGAACAUACCACCGGCUCUCAACAAAUGGAUGGGAGGGCCAAAGCCUGGUAGUUACACUCUCACGAACUAGCACACCCACCAAACCAAUCGCCGGACCUACUAGAAGCCCACCCGUCAUGUCCGGUUAUGUGUCUGGUCAUUCGACUCCUCCAAGAGCCCAUGGAAGCAUAACAAUGCCUCCCUCUCCAGUCUCACCCGAAUCCGCCCAACCUCCCACCCCAACAUUCUCAUAUCCAGAGUACGGUCUCAUGAUGCCCAUGCCAAUGCAUGGGCAGUUUGUCCCCAUGCUACCAGACUUGCUUUCAAUGCAAUGCUUCCCUCCUUCGCCAUUGAUCAACGGAUACGAACCGCAGUGGAUGAUGCCAUACCCUAUGACCCCACAACACAACGGAAACAGCCCCGAUCAAUACUUCUAUCCCUCAUGCCACAAAGCUCCAGAUCCACAAUCUCCUUCUUUCUACCCAGACUCUCGCGCUGUUACUCUGGAGAAUCUCCACCCAUCAACCACCCCCGGCCAUUUGAAAGACCUCAUCCAAUCUGCCGGAAUUGUUACACAGUGUAAUGUGGCACUGGAAAAAGAUCAAACGCAUGCGUUGAUAGUCAUGCAAACUAGCGAGGAAGCUCAACGUGCCGUCACCAUGUUCAAUAACAUUAAGUUCAUGGGCUCUCGUAUCCGAGUUAGGAUUGAUCGUGGGCCGCCGACGCGCGGUUCAAGCUUGAGCUCCGCUGGAACCGAUAGCUCGGCUUCUGAGACAGACGAUUCGUUGUCUUGGGCCGACGAGAUGAGCAGCUUGGAAACGAAGGCUUGUAAGCCAUUGGUGAUUGAUGGGUCUGGGAAGUCGAGGUCGGAUGCGCUGUGCACGUCUGCUCCGACUUGA